Periconia digitata is the source of this 1921-nucleotide messenger RNA. The record is from the annotation of a GenBank genome assembly. Lineage: Eukaryota; Fungi; Ascomycota; Dothideomycetes; Pleosporales; Periconiaceae.
CAUUGACAUCUCGCCUCUACUUCUCUUGUUUUUGUAUGUUUUCUCCGACAAUUAGACGCUUUGUAGCCAUGAACGCCACGACAACAUGCGCACCAUUUUCGAGAGCUGUCGUGAAUGCGAUGAAGAAGCUGUAUCCUCCAACGCUGGCAGAUAAUUCUUGGGACAACACCGGGCUUCUCCUCGAAGCACCAUUCGUACCGAAUCGCCCGCAGUCCAACAAUGUUCUCCUCACGAUCGACCUGACUAAAGCUGUUGCCGACGAAGCGAUUGCAUUAAACUCUUCCAUCAUCAUCGCAUAUCAUCCCAUCAUCUUCCGAGGACUCAAGUCCCUUACUCUCGCAAAUUCCCAACAACAGACACUGCUACGGUUAGCAAGCCACGGAAUCAGUGUAUAUAGUCCACACACAGCUGUGGAUGCUGCCCCUGGGGGACUCGGCGACUGGUUGGCGGAUAUCAUAACCGGCACAAAAACGAGCUACAACCCUGACAAUGCAAAGGCGGAAGAACAAUCUGGAAAAGCAUCAGAGGGUGAUGAUCCUUUUGUGGACAAAGAUGCUUCAGGUCUCAGACCGCCAAUGUUUACUCUAAACCAUCACCCCAGCCAGACCAACCUGCGCUCGCUCAAGCAAUUGUCACCCAGCCAAACAGGCCUAAAGCAUACCCGCCGCCCUGUCGUGCCACAGUCACCCGAGCUCGAAUCUCACCCCGGCGCAGGCAUGGGACGAAUUGUUACAUUUGCGGAACCGCAGCCGUUGCCGGCUUUGCUCGAUCUUAUUGGUAGUGGUCUCAACAAUCCCAAGGGCUUCCCUAUAGCGAUCCCUCAAAAUGCGACCAUUGGCGACCUACACAUACGUUCGGUGGGUAUUUGCGCAGGGUCGGGUGGCUCUCUGUUGUCGAGUCUCGAUGUGGAUCUGAUCUUCACGGGCGAGAUGAGCCAUCAUGAAGCACUCGCUGCCAUAGAAAAGGGACAAGUGGUUAUCAGCCUGUUCCACAGCAACUCCGAGCGGGGGUUCUUGAGUGAGGUGCUGGCGGAGCAGUUGGAGGAGGCGGUGGUCGAUGAAUGGACCAAAAUUAAGAAAGAUGAGGCGAGCGAUCAGGAAGAACAUUACGGCGAUGAUACAUUUGAUGUUCUCGUGAGCGAGGUCGACCGAGAUCCGUAUGGCAUUGUCGUCCUCAACCACGAUGCGGAGUAAAUUCCCCCAAAAAGUACCCUUCUCUACUCAUGCUUCGUAAAUUCGAGCGUGCACGUCUUAUGUGGUUAUAUGAUUGUGAUUCUGUGAAGAGCAGAUUGGCGAUUGUUCCGGAGAUACAACAUAAAUCUCCACGCUCCGCGACUCAUUGCUAUAACGCAUGUCACGCAUGCUCCAAACUCAAAUACAUGCAACUCACCACAUAUCAAUUCAAAGACUGCAUGGCUUUGAUACACAUGUCGAAGAUACCCGCGAUCACUUAUUCACCUUGUAGAUCAAUGGUAAUUGACCUCACGGAUGAGUAUCGGUCUGCCCAAGUGCAAAAUGUACAUCUAUUCUGCGAUGGCCCGCCGACCUGUUGCCCAAUAACCCAUAUCGCAUUUUAUCGGUGUGUUGACACUAUAACGGAGACGCGCUGUGUCACUCUCUCCCAUCUAGCAGCUCAAUGACGAUAAGCUCUUCUCGACAGUCAUAAUGAUUUUGGUAACAUGCUUAAGUACCCAUAGGGCAUCCAGAAAACAGGAAACCUACCAAUGCACUUAAUACGACGCUGAUCUGAAGUUACCUGGAGCACCACACUGACUGAUGAUAUUCGGAUAGUGAGCAGUCGAUCCCUAGAUUGAUCAACAAAAGAAAAAUUAUACGUAAUGCCGCACCAAAAUGCUUCACCAUCUCGCGAAGCAGCGCGGAACAGCAGCAGAAGCGUCCAUCGCUCAGGCAUCAUCAUCGGC